Molecule: messenger RNA, 2334 nt
Organism: Periophthalmus magnuspinnatus
Lineage: Eukaryota; Metazoa; Chordata; Actinopteri; Gobiiformes; Gobiidae
Gene: kcnip1b
Product: Kv channel interacting protein 1 b
Exons: 9
Coding region: 440-1117 (225 amino acids)
Biological process (GO): regulation of potassium ion transmembrane transport
Cellular component (GO): voltage-gated potassium channel complex
Molecular function (GO): calcium ion binding; potassium channel regulator activity; transmembrane transporter binding
Source: RefSeq, a predicted model, not a curated record
CCUCCACAGCCCACAGCCGCAGGAUCGCAGUGACCACCCUCAGCCACAAAUACUUGUGUAUGCAGGGGGAACACCGGACCACCACAGAGGACAGGAGGGGAGAGGAAAAGUGACCUGAGACGUGAGAGGCGGAGGAGGGGGCUUCUCUUCAGACGAGCUCCAACUUCCUUCCAUUACGCUCUUCGGAUGUCGGAGUUCAGUCAAUUAUUUAUUCUCUGUCUCAUUUCUGGUCUGGGGAAGACAAGUUUACUUGCUUUAAAAGUACUUCCUGGAAUUGGUAGAGGCCUCCAAAUUUCAGAUCAUCAGUUCUGAAGUUCCUUUGCUCCAGUGGACCACUCCCCUCAUUAGCAGACUUCUCUAUGCUGCUGUGCCCUUUGCUCACACACUAAGGCGGAUAGACCCUUCCUCUGUGGUGGACCCUCUCCUCCUCUCUCUCAGCAUGACCGGCUGUACAGCACGCUGCAAACAAGGCAUCGCCAAACUAAUGCAGUCACUACAGAGGCUAGUCUUUGGGACUCUCACCAAAGAUAAAGCUGAUGAUGAACUGGAAAUGACGAUGGUGUGCCACAGACCAGAAGGCCUGGACCAGUUAGAAGCACAGACCAAUUUUACCAAACAGGAGCUGCAAAUUCUCUAUCGGGGAUUUAAAAACGAAUGUCCGAGCGGUGUGGUGAACGAGGACACUUUUAAACAUAUUUACGCACAGUUCUUUCCACAUGGAGAUGCAAGCAUGUACGCUCAUUAUUUAUUUAAUGCAUUUGACACGACUAACAACGGCUCCAUCAAGUUUAAGGACUUUGUAAUGGGCUUGUCCAUACUUCUUAGAGGAACCCUGCAGGAAAAACUGGAGUGGACAUUUCACCUUUAUGACAUCAACCGAGAUGGAUAUAUAAAUAGAGAGGAAAUGACUGAGAUUGUCAGAGCCAUCUAUGACAUGAUGGGAAAGUACACUUAUCCUGCCCUGAAGGGGGACGUCCCACAGCAGCACGUGGAUGCCUUCUUCCAAAAAAUGGACAAAAACAAAGAUGGUGUUGUAACAAUGGAUGAAUUUAUUAUAGCUUGUCAAGAGGAUGAGACGAUGAUGAGAUCCAUGCAGCUGUUUGAAAAUGUGAUGUAGGAGCAGAGGAUUCAACAUAAAACAGAAUCAAAGAGAAAGUCUGAGGGCUUGUGUGCUUGUAAGUAUGAGUGUGAAUGUAGACAAUAGGUACCAGAUCUGGUCUCUAGACUCUGGACAAAGGGACUAUUAUUUCACUGGACCUCAGAUUAUAAUGCUACAGCCUCUGCAGUGACUGGUGGAAUUAAGAGACAAUUUAGGCAUCUAAAGAAGAAUGGUGCAUACAAAGCUGCACAAUACCAGAAAAGAGCUAAUGCACAUCCAGCCACUUCAUUUACUUUGCCAAAAUAUGUUCUUUAUUGCCAAAAAUAAACUGCAUGCUUUUGCAAGUUUUUGUUAAAAUGAUAAAGGAAUAGGGCCAUAAAGGGACUUAACAUAUUACCAUUGACAUUCAUUACAUGAUGCAUUAUAUGUUGUUUAUCACCAUUUAGGGAUUGGUGUAUCUGUACAUUGACCUUGCUGUAUUGCAUCGAUCAGCUGUAGCUUGCUGUUAAUUGUGUCAUUGGAACAUCUUUGUCUUGUGUCUUGUAUGUUAAAGGCCAGUGAAGAUCUAACUAUGUCUAGUCAAAAAGAUGUUUUUAUAAAUGAUAUUUUAAUAUUUUCUCUGCAGCUUUAUUUCUUGUAAUUGUGUAAUGUAAGAAAGUGUACCCAUUUAAUGAAGUGCCCAAUAAUGUUCUACAUGACUUUAAAAGAAAACUGCACAUGAGAGAGGUGGUGUAUUCCUGCAAAUUAAAUGUACAUUAAAAUGAAUGAGUAUAAUAUAGAAUCUUGCAGGACAUACACUAAAUGUAAACAUAUUGUAUUGUUAUAUUUAUGGCACUGAGGAGGGCUACAUCUGUGUCAACAUUUGGCCCUGCCUCCUCUUUCCAAACUCAAGAUGUGAUGUCACUCUGAUGUGCAGACAGAGUAUUGGGCUAAAUGAGUGACUCAUGCUGGCUCUCUGCUGCUCACUGUGUUGCAGGGUGUGUUUUAAAGCACCACCAUAAUAGAACCUCACCAGGAUAUGGGCACAUAAACUCUGAAAUAUUCAUCACUCCUUUUUGCUGGUUUUACUUGCUCCUGUGAAAGACUUGCUCUUAGCUGUAUAAGCCAUGACACAUCCGCUUGACAUCACAGCUUUGGUUUUUCAUAAUCAUAUGGACAUCAAGGUUAAAGAGAGAAUUAUUGUGUCUCACAAACAUGAAUUUAUUUGAAGCCAUAUAAAUAAAUAUUUAAGUUAU